GCUCAAGGGACGCGUCGGGGCGCGUUCUUCUGGGCUGAUAAGAAGGGGAGCUGGGAUGUUUUAUAGUCACGAGAUUCUUACUUCUCCCGAGCAUGGCGUUGCUACGGUCUGGCUGGUCGCCACUCUGGGCUCGAGAUCUAUCACUAGAAGACUGAACAGAAAGGCUAUAUUGGAUGUCGAUGUCCCCAAAGCGUGUGGCGUCAUCAUGGAUCCGGCGGCACCGAUGGCGCUGAGGCUUCAAGGAAACUUGCUAUAUGGAGUGUCAAGGGUAUACAACCAACAGUGUGGGUAUACACUCACAGACGUCCAAGCGAUGCAUGAUAGAAUGAGAGCGGUGCUCAAGGUCAUGCCGGGAGGUGGACUGGACCCAUCAGCAGGAAAGGCUAGGCCAGAGCAGCUCAUUUUACCAUACGACCCGAGUUUCCUCCCGGAAAUCAACCUGCCUGGCUUGGGCCUCGACCUUUCGAAAUUCAGUCUGUCGAUUGACAUGAACCUGAGUCAACAAUCUAGUCUGGCUUGGCCAAAGACACCAGACCUUAGCCAAUCUGUCCUUUCACAACCUACCAGCCUUCGAUUGGACUUAUCUUCUGAUGAUAUCAUCUUGAGAGAUGUAGGUGGAUUCAGCUCGGAUACCAAUGUCACCCGAUACGGUGGAAAAGCCAUUGAUUUUACCGGCAUCGAACCAUUUGCUCUUAACGAGGAAUCUGGCGUAAUUCUCCAACAAGACUUCGAAUUCGAUGAGGAUGGGAACAUCAUCGAGCUUGGCGGCUCGCAUCAAGCCGAAACAAGACCCCGGGGCGUCACAUCAUCGGUGUUCGGAGAGAGAGCUGUAGAAGAUAAGGCGGAUGGUCUAGAAGACAUUGUUAUGGACGAUCAGCCAGACUUUUUUGAUCAACGAGUAAAGACAGCACCAAGGAAAGAGCCAGAAGUGAGGCCAGCUGACGCCCAGAAGACCGCAAGCAACCGUCCUUCAAUAUUCGAUCAGCCAGGCGAAGACGAAGACAUUGUGGAGUCGAAAGCAGCAAUGCAACAGAGACAGAGAGUCCCCAAAGUCAUUGGCUUAGACGACCAGAUCGCACUCCGAAAUACUGAAUUGGCUCAGCUGAAUGAUAACUAUGUGCGGAACAUGAGGGCUGCCUCAAAACAAAAGCAACGAAAUAAACUUCCGACACUAGCAAAGAGAAAUGCUGCCUUCUGGGUCUUCGGUCAAGGUCUUGGAUCUGUCGGCAUUGGUGUGGGAUCUUCUCGUGUCUUGCAUCCGUUGCAUUCAUUCUCGGGCGAGAAACUAUACGAUGCACUCAAUCCUGACCUUAUCAAUAAAGGCAAGAAACGUAUCCACCCCUCGGUAGAGGAAGAGGAUGCCUUCGAAACACGACGUGUACGUCCAAGAGUGGAGGACGAGGAACAGAUCGGCCGCUUCAACGACGAUGGCUUCUGGCAUGGGGAUGUUGAAAUAGGUCGCAAUGCUCCACCAGACCUUCACGAUGACAACUCCAUCCAAAUGCCAUGGAAUGUCACAGCUUCCAUCCAGAGCUCUCGACAAGGUUCCUCUGCCGCGAAGAUUUUCCACGGAUUUGGCAGCGCCAGUGACUUUUCUUCACAUGGCAUCUCUGAUGUUGGUCUUGGAAGGCCACGGAGCCGUCUCACGAGCGCAAGUCCUCUUGCAGGCCGUGGUUUCGAUAUUGAAGCCCUUCACAGUCUUGCGAUUCCCGGCAAUGAAGGUGAUGAGAUGAACAACCUUGAUGACUUUGAUAUAAGCCAGUAUCUACACACUGAACUUGACGCAGAUAAUGCCGGAGUGUUGGAUGAAAAACCAGUAAUCGAAGCCGGUCCAACACGCAUUCAUGCUUUUCAGAGCCUGCAAGCGUUCAAUGAUGACUCGCAAAAAUCAACACUAGACCAGGAGAGCUUGAACUUUUUUGAGUAUCUAACCACCAGACUAACUACAGCAACUGAAAAUAAUAAAGAAGGAUGGACUGGCCUACAGUCGAAUCUAGCCGAGGCAGUUAAGACGAUGUCAUUCUCCACGCUUCUUCCUCCACAGAAGACCUCUCGUGUUGUGGCUACCCAAGGCCUUAUGCAUGUACUCACACUUGCCACUAAAGGUAUUCUCGCAGUACAUCAAGAAGCCUACGAAGACCAAAGCAGCGAAGAGUACGGUGUGCGAUACAAGUAUGGUGAAAUUCACUUAUGCGUACCCGGAUUGUAGAUGUUCCCCUGCAGCAGAGCGUUCGUCAUGUGUUUCCAGCUCCGUGGACGACAGGUCCUUUGUAUUGAGUUCUCAAUUUCCUUUCACUAUGUUCUACUCUCUAUCUACUUACUUCUAAUUCUAAUCUGUCAAUCAUCUUCUAAGCGACCGUUUGAGGUACGCUCGAUUUACUUUCUAAGACAGCCGGCCCAUCUAAAUCUCAUGUCAAUAAUGUCUUACCCCCAGAUAUCACGACUUCUAGUCCGCUUCCUGUAACGUGAGCCAAUAGGCCAACAUCUAUGACUAAGACAUCCCAUGGGUUAGAAAUCCUCGUUGAACAAAGGUAAGCACGGUUGGCAGAUAAGAUUAUAACAAGCCUAUGACCAAUGUCCCAAUGUAGGCGGCAAGUACGGAGUAUAAAUCUCGACAAAGAUUUCCGGAACCAAGAUGACAACAUACAACAUACGAGCCACGACGGAAUGAAGCGACAGGGCAAAGAAAGGAAGGCUCGCG
This is a messenger RNA of Aspergillus ibericus CBS 121593, 2701 nucleotides long. Its product is annotated as Rad21/Rec8 N terminal domain protein. The coding region runs from base 56 to 2209 and encodes 717 amino acids. Gene Ontology annotation, cellular component: cohesin complex; synaptonemal complex. Gene Ontology annotation, biological process: replication-born double-strand break repair via sister chromatid exchange; synaptonemal complex assembly; mitotic sister chromatid cohesion. Lineage: Eukaryota; Fungi; Ascomycota; Eurotiomycetes; Eurotiales; Aspergillaceae. The record is from RefSeq and is a predicted model, not a curated record. Gene Ontology annotation, molecular function: chromatin binding; protein binding. The transcript is spliced from 7 exons.